Molecule: messenger RNA, 3882 nt
Organism: Dicentrarchus labrax (European seabass)
Lineage: Eukaryota; Metazoa; Chordata; Actinopteri; Moronidae
Product: oligodendrocyte-myelin glycoprotein-like
Exons: 2
Coding region: 291-1721 (476 amino acids)
Biological process (GO): neuron projection regeneration
Molecular function (GO): protein binding
Source: RefSeq, a predicted model, not a curated record
UCCAGAGUCUGCAGUGCCUGAUCGCGCUAACCCAAAAGAUCUAUAUAAGAGGCAAAGAGGACAAAAGGACCAAACUGCAAGGCAGUGAGGAUAACUUCAAAAAAAGCUGCACUGGACAAGUGAGCAAGGGUCAAAUUCUAUGAGGGGACUUCAGGCAUACGAAAAAAAUCACCUUCAGCAGAACAGCAGCUGGUCCCGAGCUUAAAAGCGGGGAGAGGAGAGGGGAAGAGGGGCUGGACAGCAAAAAAAAAAAAAAAAGGAGCAGAGAAAAAAGUGACUGGAAUGAUAAGAUGAGAAGCAGGCAUGUGCUCCUGAAGCUCCCCCCUAAUGAGGCCCUUCUGCAACUCCUGCUUGUGUUGUUGCUGGGGUUGCAUGUUCUAGCUGUGUGCCCCUCCAUGUGCUCCUGCAACCGCAGUCACAGGGAGGUAGACUGCUCCUGGAGGGGGCUGAGACAGUUGCCCCAUGGCUUGCAGCACAACAUGCAGUCCCUCAACUUGUCCCACAACCGAUUUCACAACCUGGACGGCCAGCUCACCGCAUACACCCAUCUCCGCUCCCUUGAUUUGUCUCACAACCGGCUGAGCCACCUGCCCACCGGCUUGCCUCGUUCCCUCUGGCAUCUCUACGCCACCUCCAAUCGCCUCCAGUUGCUGGACAAGAACGAUACCGUCUUCCAGUGGAAUCUGCGAUUGCUGGACCUCUCCAACAACAAGCUGGAGCGAGCCAUCUUCAUCAACAAUACACUGAUCAAUCUGUGCACGCUCAACCUAAGCCACAAUCACUUCUGGACUUUGCCCACCAACCUGCCUGUACACCUGGACACUAUUGACCUGUCCCACAAUUUGCUUGUGAAGGUGCUGUCGGGCUCUCUGGACCGGCUCCUCAGAUUAACUCACUUCUAUCUGCAUGCUAACCGCUUUUCCACACUGCCCAUUGGAGUGUUUGACAAGACAACAUCACUCAGAGUCAUUACUCUGGGGGACAACCCUUGGGCCUGCCACCUUUAUGAUGACAUCAGCUACUUACUCUCCUGGACUCAACAUACCCCUGCUCACGUCCUGGGCUGCCCUUGCCACACCCAGCCCGUCUGUGGAGGGGUCCGCCCUGGCAGGACUGGAGGGUGGCACUUUGCCUCCUACAACCUGCCCCCUCUGGCAGCGAGUGCCCAGGACCUGAGCUCCAUGCCCCCUGAAGCCAGUGUGACCGGUUGGUGGUACUUGUCUGUUUCUGCUCUGCUAAGCACCUCACACAACCCCAAAGAGACCUGGAACACGCCACACCACCCCUUCACAGUCACACCCAUCAGCAUCUCCACCCAGCCACCCAGAAGCACAGACACACAUCUCACCAUUAAUCACUUUUCUGCACCUGCUAGCCCAGCUGCCGGAGAGCACAUGUUCCACACUGAUGCCCAUCUCAUCUCUGGCACAAAGGAAACCUCACCUGCCGACACAUCCCCUUUUUCUGACACAAGCUUUGUUACUGACACACCCACCAGGGCUGACAUGACGCUGGCUACAGACAGAUUCUUUACAACAGAGAGCCUCUCCGUCCGAACAAAGAAGACAACCACUCUUCGCACCAGGAGUGUGAGGAGGCAAAAUCAGUCUCUUCCCAGUGGUGUCAGCAACUGCAGCCUGGAUGCUUUUGCUGCCUGCUCCUCGCUCCCUCUCCUACACAGCCUGGGGCUUCUUUCUCUCGUUCUGCAACAAAUCCUUUGAAAGACGAAGACUGACAGCUCAGUGCUAAGCAUAUGCAUUUACAGCACAAACAAAUAGAGCACAGAUAAGAGCCUGUUGACUGUUGUGGUACUGUUAUGUUUGUAUAUUACCAGCUCUCUCAGCAAAAGGCCAUUUACAAUACAACAGCUCAAAUACAAAGUUCUCUUAAUUCCUGCUACCCUGAGUAUGAUGCUACUUUUAUGAUAGUAAGUCAAAAAAGCAAUGUGUUACCUUUUUAACACUUUUUACAAGCCUGGACUCGAAUGCACUGUCACUGAUUUAACAUUGUAAUGAAUAUAGCUAAGCACAUGGUGGCACUAUACAUUCAGGUAGCAGUUUAUUAUGUAACUGAAUGUAGCCUGGUGCUCAUCUGCAACUACUGUCUACCCUUUUCAAGGCUGUCCAGCACACAUUAUGACCUAAAAAUUGUUGUAUAUCUUUUAUUUUUCUAAAACUAUUGGCUGGGUUCGACUGAUGUUGUCUUGGUGAUAUUAUGGUCAAUUUAUUUUAUUUUAUUGUAUUGGCUUUCAAGCAUACAUGACAAGUUUUAAUUAACUUAUUUUGACUCUUUAUAGAUGUCCUCGAUGCCUGCCUGCUUGUUUCAUGUAACAAACCAUAUCACUCACCAGAGGAGCAAUAUUUUUUGAAGACAGGGUGUCUGUAAGGAACUGGUCAUGACAUGUAGCCUAUACCAAACAGGGAACAACAGAGACUGGAGCGGAGGGGAAAACAAAUGCACAAUGUUGCGUCACUAUCUUUAACAAACUCUGAGUGCCGAGUACUGCUUCUGUAUUUUGAUCACAUCUCAGACUUAAGUGUCCUUCAUGAUUCAGUGACGCUCGUGAAAAUGAUCUGCAUGGUGAUUGAGCGUUCCAGGAAUGCUAACCUACUGCUAUAUUGCCGCAGAGCAUCAAAGCGCAGACAUUCUCAGCUUAUUUAUAUGAAAUGUUAAGAUAUUCCAAUUUUGCUUGCAUAAAGCAUAGAUGACAGUGAUGUGGCAGCCUACGGGUUUUUACAUUUUAGAAAUACCUUUGCAUAUGGCACCAAAAGGUGCCUCAAAAGUAGGAAAUGCAUCUCAGCAAGCUGCAUUAUUUUGAUAAAGUUAAGAGGAAUACAGUGCCAGAUAAGCACUUUCUGUAAAGUUAAAUAAAAUGUACGUUGAGUUAUGUACACUUUUUUAUGAUUGAUUGAAUUUUGCCUCAUCUGCCUUUUUACACCACAGUUUUCACCUCAGGGGAGGUCAGACAAAAAGCUAUUUUAUUUUUUUGACAUAGGUAGGGGCUGAGGUAGUUGUUUAAUUAUCAAAACAAAUCUGUUUUUAAGUUUAUUAAUUGAAGGAAGGUUCACCAAGCAUGAAAGCGCUUAUUCCAGUCAGACCUCGCUUUGCAGUUUAUCACACCUGGAAACUACCCAGAGUACACAUUAUCUGUUGGUCACUAAGCAAUCAUUCUGAAAUUCUCAGUUAAAAAAAAAAAAAUAAUCAUCUGCUGUAUGGACAAAUACAUUGUGGAACAGAAACUAGAACAUUAUAGUGUCUUCUUUCUAUGUGAACUUUAUUGAUGUCAUGCAGAGAAGUGAGAAAAUUUCACAUGCAGGAACAUCUGUGACGGAGAAAGCAGGGCUCCAUCCCCGCACUCUGUGCCACAGGGAGGUGUGGGCCUGGAGAACAGGUGACCCUGUGGUUCAGCAGGGCACAGCCUCGAAGAGCAAUAUGCAAUCACUGUCACCACCCACACUGUGAAUAAUAAACAUCUGAUGUAAUGCCAGUUGGGCCAUGGAUCAUACCUGAGCAUCUAGCCAAAAAAUGGAAGAAUAGAAAUCCAUAAAAUACAUUGCCUUGUAUAAAGAAUUCUUACUGACACAGGAAAUUAAAAAUACAAUACAACUGGAUAAAUAGACAGAUAUUAUGUAGUUGAUGAUAAUUUAGGAAAGACUAAUGUAUCAUUCUUAAGAUUUACUGAAUGGAAAGAAUAAAUACAAGUCAGAAAAAGUGAACAACUGAUGAUAUUAUCUGCAUACCAGCCCUCUAACUGAAAACUCAAACACCUGCUGAAUAAAGUGUGUGUAUUUAUAGCUUAGAAGCAGAAGCCAAAACAGAAAGAAACUUGUGGUUGCUGCGCAGUUUAUUUAUAAGUAUGAUUAAAAGCUCAAAGAAAGUUAA